Molecule: messenger RNA, 1441 nt
Organism: Lepus europaeus (European hare)
Lineage: Eukaryota; Metazoa; Chordata; Mammalia; Lagomorpha; Leporidae
Gene: UBXN8
Product: UBX domain protein 8
Exons: 8
Coding region: 34-858 (274 amino acids)
Cellular component (GO): nucleus; endoplasmic reticulum
Molecular function (GO): ubiquitin binding
Source: RefSeq, a predicted model, not a curated record
AUUUCCGCCCACACUCGGGGGCCUUAAGCCGCCAUGGCUUCUCGUGGUGUUGUUGGCAUUUUUAUCCUCUUUGCUCUUCCCAUCUUGUGUCUGGAGUUCCGGCGUGGGAUCCCGGACCUAGGACUUAAAGAUCUCUUUUUGCUGUGUGGCCGGAUUUUCUUAGCACUUGCUGUUCUUACUUUAAUUAUUUCUGUGACUACCUCAUGGCUGAACUCAUUUAAGUCUUCCCAAGUUUAUCUGAAAGAAGAAGAAGAAGAGAAUGAGAAAAGGCAAAGACUCGUGAGGAAGAAACAACAAGAGGCCCAGGGUGAGAAGGCUAGCAGAUACAUGGAGAAUGUUUUAAAGCCUCAACAAGAAAUGAAGUUGAAAAAACUGGAAGAGCGUUUUUAUCAAAUGACAGGGGAAACCUGGAAGUUAAGCAGUGGACAUAAACUUGGGGGCGAUGAAGAUUCGGUGCCUGAAGAUGCAAAUCCGACGUCUGUGGAAACCUCUAGCCGAGAUGCAGCAAGGAGACGCAAGCCUCCAAGGGAAGCUCUGCCACCUGCCGUCCAGCCCGUGCAGAAGGAGGUUGUUGAUCUGCCUGAAGAGCCUUCCCCAACAGCUAGAGAAGUGGUCACUGUGGCGCUCCGAUGUCCAACUGGGAGUGUCCUGAGGAGAAGGUUCUUUAAGUCCUGCAGGGCACAGGUCUUACUGGACUGGAUGAUGAACGUCGGCUACCACACGGCUCUCUACAGCCUCUCUACCUCCUUUCCCAGAAAGCCUCUGGAAGUGGCAGGAGACUGGUCCCUGGAGGACGUGGGGAUAACCGUGGACACCGUGCUCAAUGUAGAAGAGAAAGAGCAGAGCGCCGAGGUGUAGAGGGAGAACUCCCUGCUGCACGUACAGCCAGCUGCACCACGCCUUCCAGGACAAUCAAGGGAUUAAAACCCGGCUGCACCUUGACUGAGCGCAAGGCAGUGGCCGCUUUACCGUUGCCACUCGUGGGGAUUGGCCAACAUAAAGGAUUAGAAAAGGCCCGCUCUCUGCCUCCGGUCGUUUGUGGGUUGUGCCAGCCUGCAGUGUCUAGCAAGGCCCUUCCUCACUGACACUUCCCCAGCUGACGUUUCUCAGGGUGCUGAAACACAGAGUGCUAGGAACCACGUUCGGAGUGUUCAGCCCAGUUCAGCACACAGGGACUAUUUGCCAAUUCAGGGGAACCUUCAGCCUCUUGAAUAGGAAUGUCCAUUCCUGCUGCUUUUCUAGAAAUUAAAACCCCAAAGAGGAUUCAAAGCUCUCUACGGUUUUAACGUUCUUGGUAAGUAUGCAUUACUGUUUUCUGUACUAAUGUCUGCAGUUUGUAUACUUUUGCCUUGUACGAAGUUGUAACAUUUGAAAAGUUCCAGGUGGAUCGAUAUUUUUAAGAAUAAAACCAUGCAAGCAUUAAAACACAUAUAUUUUAAUA